Molecule: messenger RNA, 430 nt
Organism: Aspergillus brunneoviolaceus CBS 621.78
Lineage: Eukaryota; Fungi; Ascomycota; Eurotiomycetes; Eurotiales; Aspergillaceae
Exons: 1
Coding region: 100-372 (90 amino acids)
Source: RefSeq, a predicted model, not a curated record
GACACGGUUGUCGGGAAGAUACUGUACUGUACGGCGCUGACAGGCUAAGGCAGCAGCUACAGCAGCUACCUAGUAGUUUCAUCGCACAUCGUACGGAGUAUGUGCGUAUUAUUGCUCGGACUCUGCUUCAAGCUCUGCUCUAGCCUGUCCGCUAAGAUACAUCCAUGCAGUACUCGUGUACUUCUAGAAUUCCCCAAUGCUGACCGAAAGCUGUCGCGCGUGGAGGAUCGUCCGAUUCCACGACAAGUGACGACACAUGGGCCUCGCAGGCUCGCAUACCCUGCACUUUGUCCACGAGGGGGUGAUCUCGCAACCGUUGGAGGCUUUCGCUUCCGCAUCACUUUCUUCUCCCCUCUCUACGAUGACGCCUGAGGCGGAGAAAAAGCCUGGUGUUCCUUUGGCGGAGCUGUCACAUCCGAAGGAUUCCCGG